AUGCUUAAUACUGGAAACACAAAUAGUCAUAAUAAUAAUUCAAAUGAUUAAUAUAUUGCUCUUAAUCCAUAAAGUUAUGAUUAAUAAAAGAAAAUCAUCUUAUUUGAAUUUGAUUCUGGAAAAUUAGAUAAUACAUUGAUAAUCCUUGUAUCAUUUUUAUAAUAACUGUCUAAUAUCAAAACUAUUCCAAUUAAUGUAUUACAAAAAUGCAAAGGUUAGCUGGAUAAAAUUUAUAAAUUAAUUUAAGAAGUAGAACUUAAAAUAAAUUCUCUUUAACAUAAUUUUUCUCAAGAAUAAACUAUUAUAUCAAAGGAGAACUAUGAUACAGAGUAUACAAAAUAAAGAAAAUAAAUGUUUCACUAAUAACCAUAAAAUGAAGGAGAUUCAAGUGUGAUUUCAAAUUUGGCUUCUUCAAUAUUGAUAAAUUCAGAAGCAGACUUAAAGAAGAUUUAAUAGUAAAAUGUAGUGGAUGCAAAGCCUAAUCAAUCAUAUAUACCUUAAGGUUGUAUCAUAAAUUUUUCAUAUGCUAAGAAUAAUUAAUCAGAUUACUAAUUUAUGUUGUAUUUGCUAAUGGAAUAAAAUCUUAAAGUUAAUAAAUUAUCGCUCUCAUGUCUUGGCAAUGUGAAAAUUAAACGUUCAGAUUUAACUACCUUGUCUAAUAAAAAUAAAUUUGAUUUGUUACUAAAUUAAUAAUUGGAACACAUUUUUUCAAAUAUUAAGCGAAAAGCCUUUAAUAAUGAAUUUAAAGUCCUUAGUUGUUCAAACACUUUUUGCAGUUUUAAGUGCUUUGAAAAUGUACAAGUUAAUAAUACAAACAAAAACCAUGUAUUUUCUUAUUGUCCUCUUUGCGAGGAAUAGUCUGUAGUAUGA
Messenger RNA from Paramecium octaurelia, 870 nucleotides. NCBI's taxonomy places the organism in Eukaryota, Ciliophora, Oligohymenophorea, Peniculida, Parameciidae. The record is from the annotation of a GenBank genome assembly.